Molecule: messenger RNA, 744 nt
Organism: Canis lupus familiaris (dog)
Lineage: Eukaryota; Metazoa; Chordata; Mammalia; Carnivora; Canidae
Gene: C33H3orf38
Product: chromosome 33 C3orf38 homolog
Exons: 2
Coding region: 355-729 (124 amino acids)
Source: RefSeq, a predicted model, not a curated record
CGCUAAACGGAGCCAAGUUAUUUCAGGUGACUCGAGGCUACGGCCGCGCCGCAGGGCUCAGGGCAGAGUCCGGGGCUCCGCUCCUGGCACCGGGCCGCUGCGGACGCGCCGGUACUUCCCCGAGCGAGAGCCGCUGGAGCCCGCCCCUUCCGCUCCAGCCCGGAACGGAGAGUCGGAGCACCGCGUUUCUGGUCCGACCUUGUCGGCAGUCACUUCCGCCCGGGAGCUGCAGUACCCGAGGCCCUUUGGCAGCGACCCGGAAAGGCACUUCCGGGGUGUGUUGCCCAGGCGCCGGCCGGGUGGGCCUGGAGGGACGACGUCCCGGGUCGUCGUCUCCCCCUUUGUGGGGCCGCGAUGUCGGGGCUCAGCUACCCAGAGAUGGAGGGCUGUCGUAACCUGCUCGGCCUCCUGGACAACGAGGAUAUCCUGGCCCUGUGCGACACCAUCACCAACCGCCUGGUGCAGCCUGAGGACCGCCAAGAUGCCAUUCGUGCAAUAUUGGUAUACAGUCAAAAUGUAGAAGAACUUUUGAGGCGUAAGAAAGUCCACCGAGAAGUCAUAUUUAAGUACUUGGCAACACAGGGGGUUAUUGUACCUCCAGCUACUGAAAAACACAAUCUUAUUCAGCAUGCAAAGGAUUACUGGGAAAAGCAAUUACAACUGAAAUUGAAGGAAACACCAGAGCCAGUUAAGACAGAAGACAUUAGACUGUUUCAACAGGUAAAAUAACUUAUAGUUAUACCC